GUCAUAGUGGAGAGUUUUGACCAAACGUGAUCCACCUAGAGCAGGAACCAGCAAGCCACUCCAGUAUCCCUGCCAAGAAAACUCCAUGGACAAAGGCAACAGGCAUAUAAAAGUUAUGACGCUGGAAGAUGAGCCCCUCAGGUCGGAAGGUGUUCAACAUGCUACUGAGGAAGAGCGGAGGUCAAGUACAAGUAGAUUCAGAGCUGAUGAAGCGGCUGGGCCAAAGCCGAAAGGUCGCUCAGUUGCGGAUAUGCCUGGAAGUGAAAGGAAAGUCCAAUGCUGUAAAGAAAAAUAUUGCAUAGGAACCUGAAAUGUAAGAACCAUGAACCUGGGUAAGUUGGAUGUGGUCAAAAAUGAGAUGGCAAGAAUAAAUAUUGACAUCCUGGGCAUCAGUGAACUAAAAUGGACGGGAAUGGGCAAAUUCAGUUCAGAUGACCAUCACAUCUACUACUGUGGGCAAGAAUCCCGUAAAAGAAAUGGAGUGGCCCUCAUAGUCAACAAAAGAGUGGCGAAAGGUGUACUGGGAUGCAAUCUCAAAAAUGAUAGAAUGAUCUCGAUACGAAUCCAAGGCAGACCUUUUAACAUCACAGUAAUCCAAGUUUAGGCACCAACCACUGGUGCUGAAGAAACUGAAAUUGACCAAUUCUAUGAAGACUUACAACACCUUAUAGAAAUGACACCAAAGAAGGAUGUUCUUCUCAUUAUAGGGGAUUGGAAUGCUAAAGUAGGGAGUCAAGAGAUAAAAGGAACAACUGGCAAGUUGGGCCUUGGAAUUCGAAACGAAGCAGGGCAAAGGCUAAUAGAGUUCUGCCAAGAGAACAAGCUGGUCAUCACAAACACGCUUUUCCAACAACACAAGAGAAGACUCUACACAUGGACAUCACCAGAUGGGCAGCAUCGAAAUCAGAUUGAUUAUAUUCUCUGCAGCCAAAGAUGGAGAAGCUCUAUACAGUCAGCAAAAACAAGACCUGGAGCUGACUGUGGCUCAGAUCAUCAGCUUCUUAUAGCAAAAUUCAAGCUUAAACUGAAGAAAGUAGGAAAAACCACUGGGCCGGUAAGAUACAAUCUAAAUCAAAUCCCUUAUGAAUACACAGUGGAAGUGAGGAACAGGUUUAAGGAUUUAGAUUUGGUGGACAGAGUGCCUGAAGAACUGUGGAUGGAGGCUCGUAACAUUAUACAGGAGGCAGCAACUAAAACCAUCCCAAUUAAAAGGAAAUGCAAGAAAGCAAAGUGGCUGUCCAACGAGGCCUUACAAAUAGCAGGGGAGAGAAGGCAAGCCAAAUGCGAGGGAGAUACUGAAAGAUACAGGAAAUUGAAUGCAGAUUUCCAAAAAAUAGCAAGGAGAGACAAGAAGGCCUUCUUAAACGAGCAAUACAAAGAAAUAGAGGAAAACAAUAGAAUGGGAAAAACCAGAGAUCUGUUCAAGAAAAUUGGAGAUAUGAAAGGAACAUUUCGUACAAAGAUUACCAUAAUAAAAGACAAAAGUGGUAAGGACCUAACAGAAGCAGAAGACAUCAAGAAGAGGUGGCAAGAAUACACAGAGGAAUUAUACCAGAAAGAAAUGGAUGUCUCGUUCACCCCAGGUAGUGUGGUUGCUGACCUUGAGCCAGACAUCCUGGAGAGUGAAGUCAAAUGGGCCUUAGAAAGCACUGCUAAUAACAAGGCCAGUGGAAGUGAUGAUAUUCCAGCUGAACUAUUUAAAAUUUUAAACGAUGAUGCUGUUAAGGUGCUACACUCAAUAUGCCAGCAAAUUUAUAAAACUCAGCAGUGGCCAGAGGAUUGGAGAAGAUCAGUCUACAUCCCAAUCCCAAAGAAGGGCAGUGCCAAAGAAUGCUCCAACUACCGCACAAUUGCACUCAUUUCACACACCAGCAAGGUUAUGCUUAAAAUUCUACAAAGCAGGCUUAAGCAGUAUGUGGACCGAGAACUCCCAGAAGUGCAAGCUGGAUUUCAAAGGGGCAGAGGAACCAGAGACCAAAUUGCAAACAUGCGCUGGAUUAUGGAGAAAGCUAGAGAGUUCCAGAAAGACAUCUACUUCUGCUUCAUUGACUAUGCAAAAGCCUUUGACUGUGUCGACCACAGCAAACUAUGGCAAGUUCUUAAAGAAAUGGGAGUGCCUGAUCACCUCAUCUGUCUCCUGAGAAAUCUCUAUGUGGGACAAGAAGCUACAGUUAGAACUGGAUACGGAACAACUGAUCGGUUCAAAAUUGGGAAAAGACACAGCCCGUCUGAGGGGUCAUCCUCUGAUGAGGAGUUACCCCCCCAGCAGGCGGCUACAAGUUCCAAUGACCCAGCCCCGCAGGACAGCAGUACCCGCGGAGGGAAGCGUAAAGCGAAGAGGAAGCACGUGUCCAAGAAGAGCAGGAGCGACCCAUCUGAUUCCGAGGAUGAGACAGCGGGAGAUGAGGCUGCCAUCUCGUACGAUGAGGAUUUUCGUAGGAAUGCCUCGCUGUUGUCCUCCACGCGCUGGGAUCAGAGGGACAAUAACUACUGGAUGGAGCACGUGGGGCCUUACAUCGAAAAGAAAACACACGACCAAGCUAAGUCUGGGGAAGGAUUUUCCCAAGGGUUCAGAAUUCCAGUUGCUUUCACUCCCAAUUCCGGUUGCCCCCCCAAUCAGAAAUCAGUUUUAGAGAGACCUGACAUUGCUAUGAAAAAGAUUCAGAAAGAAAUUUUGGCCGGGAGGGUGGCUGGCCCUUUUGCGGAACCUCCCAUUGAUCAGCUGCAUAUUUCACCACUCGGCAUUGUCCCAAAAAAGGCCCCUGGGGAAUUCCGGAUGAUACACAACCUUUCUUACCCCAAGGGGGCCUCAGUUAAUGAUGCUAUCCCACAAGAACUGUGCACGGUGAAGUAUGCAUCUUUUGCUCAAGCAGUGAAGUUGGUCUGGGGAUUCGGUAGGGGCGCUUUUCUGGCCAAAUGCGACAUCGAAUCUGCAUUUCGCCUUCUUCCAGUUCACCCAGAGGACUAUCGUUGGUUAGGUUUUAAAUUUCAGGGUGCUUAUUUCAUUGAUAAAGCGAUGCCUAUGGGCUGCUCGAUCGCCUGUGCCACUUUCAAGACUUUUAGCACCUUCCUGGAAUGGUCGCUGAAAUGUAAAACUGGUUCCGAAGGGGUGGGGCAUUACUUGGAUGACUUUAUUUUGAUCGCAAGUAAUGCAAAUGACUGCAUGGCCUUGCUACAGGCCUUCAAGUCCAUGGCUGAGGAGCUGGGUGUCCCUUUAGCAAACGAGAAGACGGAGGGCCCGGUCACCACGAUGACUUACUUGGGCAUUGAACUCGACACAGUGGCCCAAACUUAUUUCACAGAUAUUGCCCCUAAGGAAGCUCUGUUCUCAGUCGACCCCUGUGCACACUUCGUGGUGCGGAAGAUGCUGGAGGGCUGGCGUAGGUCUCGGCCUCCUAGCUCCGACAGCAGAAAACCUAUAACUUAUGACAUACUCAUACAAAUACGCAAGAAACUCAAGGCCAUCUGCUGGUCUAGGUAUGAGGCCAGGUUAUUUUCCACAGCCUUUUCAUUCGCCUUCUUUGGCGCCUUGCGCAUAGGCGAGGUGGUCUGUGAGGAACAACCAGAGAAUGGCUCUCGCCUGUCUAAGCACCAGUUCACGAGGGUUAUGCGCAAGGCGAUCGCGGCCAUGGGGCUGCCACCUGAGGAGUACGCUGCGCACUCUUUCCGCAUUGGGGCUGCGACCACCGCCAUGCAUAUGGGUUUACCAGCUGAGAGGAUAAUGGACAUGGGACGUUGGAAGUCGAACGCGUACAGGGGUUAUAUCCGGAAACCGUGCUAA
This is a messenger RNA of Podarcis raffonei (Aeolian wall lizard), 3781 nucleotides long. RefSeq lists its product as uncharacterized. Gene Ontology annotation, molecular function: DNA binding; catalytic activity. Gene Ontology annotation, biological process: DNA recombination; DNA integration. The record is from RefSeq and is a predicted model, not a curated record. NCBI's taxonomy places the organism in Eukaryota, Metazoa, Chordata, Lepidosauria, Squamata, Lacertidae. The transcript is spliced from 6 exons.